Messenger RNA from Anoplophora glabripennis (Asian longhorned beetle), 1143 nucleotides. Its product is annotated as protein lifeguard 4-like. Bases 141 to 890 code for a protein of 249 amino acids. Gene Ontology annotation, cellular component: membrane. The transcript is spliced from 5 exons. Gene Ontology annotation, biological process: negative regulation of apoptotic process. NCBI's taxonomy places the organism in Eukaryota, Metazoa, Arthropoda, Insecta, Coleoptera, Cerambycidae. The record is from RefSeq and is a predicted model, not a curated record.
UUGGUGUUCGUCUUUAUUUCGUAUUCAGUGACAGUGCUGUUUUUUUCUGUGUUCUGUGUUACUGUUUUGUUGUUAAUCAGGAAUCAGGUGACAUUUCUGUACAAAUAGGUAUAAAACACUACAAAAUAUAAAACUACAAGAUGUCCCAAACAAUCCCUCUUAUCUUAGAGGAAGAUGUGGAACAGGGCGGCAAAGAAUAUGAUGAGGACAUUGAAAAUGAUUUUGCAUAUCGUAAUAAUGUAGCACAAGCAACGAAGUCCAUUCGCAUGGCAUUUAUUCGGAAAGUUUAUGGACUCCUUACAAUGCAAAUAUUUCUAACCAUCGUUAUUGCUAGCAUAUGUAUGUUUACUCCCCCCAUAAAGGAUUUUGUACAUUCAAAUGAUUGGAUCUUGAUGCCCACUUUCCUUGGUAGUAUCGCAUUAUUACUUGCUUUGCACAUUAAAAGAAGGGAAUCGCCUACGAAUCUAAUACUUCUUGCCGCAUUUACCAUUGUUCAGGCUUACACUAUAGGGGUAAUCGUUACAUUCUACUCGCAAGCUGUCGUCUUACAAGCACUGCUGCUAACAUUCGUAGUACUGGCAGGGUUGACGUUAUACACCUUUCAAACCAAGCGUGAUUUCUCUGCCAUACAUUCUGCAUUAUUCGCUGGUCUCUGUAUAUUGAUAAUAGGAGGAUUUAUGCAAGUGUUCUUACAAUCCACCAUUUUCGAGAUAGCAAUUGGUUUCAGUGGUGCCUUGGUAUUUUCGCUUUUCAUCAUUUUCGACACUCAACUUAUUAUGAAAACUUUGUCCCCCGAAGAAUAUAUCUUGGCAACAAUUAAUUUGUAUAUGGAUAUCGUUAACUUGUUCUUGUAUAUUCUGCGUAUUCUACAAGCCGUUAACAGGCAGUAAUUGUGUGUAUAUAUUUAACCCAUUUUGUGAUACCCCCACAAAAUUGUAUUGUUUUGUAUUAUAUUUUUGACACCGCACCUUGUCUGUGUUAUUUUAUGUGUGAUGUAUAACGGCUACUACAAUAAAUAUGAGUCAAUAUAUUAUAAGUGCAAUCAGUAACAACUUAAUAAAGUAUUAAAAAGUAGCAGUGAUAUAGGAAAUACUAGCUUCUUUUUCCACUAAGAAAUUUUUUUUAAUAAAUUAUUCCAUUCCA